This is a messenger RNA of Schistocerca nitens (vagrant locust), 599 nucleotides long. RefSeq lists its product as uncharacterized. The record is from RefSeq and is a predicted model, not a curated record. The transcript is spliced from 4 exons. Lineage: Eukaryota; Metazoa; Arthropoda; Insecta; Orthoptera; Acrididae. The coding region runs from base 126 to 518 and encodes 130 amino acids.
UGUUCUUACAUAAUUUCGAGGAGCAGGAGCAGGGAGGGACAGUGCCUGUGAUUCCAUCCACUUCACAGCUAUGGUGUGAUUUUGAAGAACUUGAUCAAUUGCUCCGUGGUGAUUCAGAUUAUGAGAUGCCUGAGUGGGUGGAGAAGACGGAGAGGGAGCUGCAUUGCCAUGAUAACAUGCUGGAUGACUGGAGGAAUAUUGUAAGGAACCAAAGUGAGAUAGCACCACUGUCAAUGCAGUACACAGUGGAGCAGGAAACCAAGGGUGGUGAAGAAAUCACCAGUAAGUCACAGUCCUGUGAGGCAUGUGUCACGAGCAAGGGCAUCUCUAGUCGCCUCCUGGAAGCUACCACCACAGAAGCAGCCGCAGCCGCUUCCCCCACCACCACGCCCACCCCUCAACAGCUCCACUCUGGUAUACAUGGUCAACCCUCCCUCCACCAACUGGCUCAGCACUGUGACAACAACCAACUCUGCAGGCUGCGGCUUUUGGGAAAGAAUAACAAGAAAUACAUAUAACAUUCCAGAUAUCACUUAUUCUUGCAAGGAAAGAAAGAACACUAGUUAUUCGUAAGCAGAGUUAGUACAUUUAUAAAUUAC